Molecule: messenger RNA, 2064 nt
Organism: Naegleria fowleri
Lineage: Eukaryota; Heterolobosea; Eutetramitea; Acrasida; Naegleriidae
Exons: 1
Coding region: 1-2064 (687 amino acids)
Biological process (GO): amino acid transmembrane transport
Molecular function (GO): amino acid transmembrane transporter activity
Source: RefSeq, a predicted model, not a curated record
AUGGAUGCUCACAUGCCAAAUGUCAUGCCUUCAUGCGCAUCGAUUAAUGCCAUGUCACAAUCAUCAUCUCCAGCAGCUAUUCUUCUCAAAAACACUGCUCUUCCUCUCGACACUAGAAUGGAUGUCAUUCAAUUCGCAAGAACUGUCGUUUCUUCCCUUCGCCAUCCACAUCACUCAAAUGUCAAAAUGUCAGAAGAUGAACAAGAAUUGAAAAUUAUUGCACAUUGGACCUCUCAGGAGAACAGAUUGAACCUCAUUCCUUCCACCGAAAGUAUUGAGUCCUCUGAUUCUACUCUUUCUAGCAUUAGUUGUUCAACAGGUUCCAACAAUUACAACACUACGGAGCUUUCAAAAACAUCUUCCUUGUCCUCUCUCAUCGAUGAAAAGUAUUUCACUCCAAAAAGAAAGAACACUGCUGCCUCAAGAAAGAAUCCUCAAGACUUGAAACAUUUACAACAAGGAAAACCAAACAUGAAGAAGAAGAAAUUCUCUCCAUUAUUGAACAAGGAUUCAUUUGAAAUUCCAAAAAAGACUGGAAUUUUCUUUUCUGUCUUUAAUCUCAUCAAUGACAUUUUAAGUCCAGGAACUCUUAGCAUGAGUCAAAUGACUGCUCAAUCUGGUAUCUUUUCCUCUUAUUUAUUAACCUUCUUGUUUGGAGCUGUCACUCUUUUCACUCUUUGCCUCUUGUACGAAUUGAGAAGAAAUCAUUUAAAAUCAAGUUUAAUUGAAUUGAGCGAAAAAGCAUUUGGAAAAUUGGGAGUUAUUUUCACAAGCAUUGCUAUCAUCUUGUUUAAUUUCGGAGGAGCUUUGGGAAUGUUCAUCAUGUUUGGACAUAUGGUUCCAGAUUUGUUACAACAAUGGAAAUUACAAUUUUACAAUCCAAAACAAUUUGAUUCACAAGAAGGAUUUGUUUCACCACAACUUCAAUCCAUUCAUGAAUGGAUUUCCACUCUCACAAGCAGAACGGCUGUUUUAAUUUAUUUGACUCUCUUAAUGAUUCCAUUUGCGUUGAGAAAGCAACUCACAAGUUAUGCUUUUACUUCAUUCCUAUCCGUGAGUUCCGUGUUCGUCAUUGGUGCUUGGCUUGCGUAUGAAGCAGUGAGUGGAAAUAAGAGAUUUGUUCCUCCUCCUUCCGAUGCUUUGAAUUUUGUGAGAGGUUCACAAUUUUUCUCGGCAUUGGGAGCUUUGGCUUUCAUUUAUGUGUGUCAUGACAUUUGUUUUCACAUAUUUGAAGGAUUGAAGAGACCUACACGAUUGAGAUUCUUUGUGGUUGCGUUGUGUGUCGUGUUGUUGACUAUUGUGACGAUUAUUACGGUGGGAACGAGUGGAUUUUUAUUGUUUUAUGAUCGAUGUUUGAAUGAUGCCAAUGUGUUGAAUUUGUUUCCAUUGAAUGAUCCAUGGGCUAUUGCAGCUCGAGUGUUGUUGUCAUGCAAUAUUUUGUUGUCCAUUCCAUAUGCCUUGUUCAUGCCAAGGGAUUGUUUGAAACAAUUGUUGAUCUUGUUGAUUCCUAAAAGAGUGCAGAAAGGGUCCGUUUGGACGAGUUUCAAAAAAAGUGCAUUGGCAAAAGAGUUAGGUCAUGUGGUUUUGACACUUUUUAUAUUAUGCAGCGCAUUUGGAAUUGCAGUGGCUGUGAAUGAUUUGGGAAUUGUUUCAGAUUUGUUUGGAGCAGUUGCUGCUGCUUCAUUGGCUUAUAUUAUUCCACCUGCGUUGUUCUUGAAAUUGGAAUUCUCCUGGUGUGGUGGUUGUCUAAGUGGAGAGACAGCCUUGAAACGAUGGACCAGUAGGGUGUUUAGAAGAAAGAAUGGCUCUUUGAACAACGCCAAGAUGUUGAACAGUUCUUCAGAGUUGAUUGAAAUGAGCGAACAACCGGUUGAAAGUCAAAAGACAUCCUCUCAACUUGAUCAAGUUGCAAUGGCAAACGACGAGUUUUAUUAUCAAGAGACUAGCAUUUCCAGAGGUUGUUUGAAAUUGUGCAUUGGUUUGACAUGCAUCUUUGUGUUGAUGUUGGGACUACUCACGUUCUUGAGUACCAUUGUCAGUGUUGCCUUUAAUAAGCUGAGUUAA